CGUCGCUUCUCAAUGUUUCACAAUGGCUGAAAAGAGGUUUGAAAGAAAGGUUACGUCCGUCGUUUUGCAGAACAAAAGACGGCCAUCCUCUAGUACAGCUGAGAAGUCCAAGAGAGUUGAAUUAAACAUUCCAGCAAAACAUGCCCCUGGUCCAGCAAAGACGCUCACAGAUGACCUUUUUGCAAAGGAAGAAAAGUACAAACUUGUAAAUGCAGAGCUGGAGGCCAAAACAGCAGAUUUAGUGAGGCAAGCAGAGCAACUUAUGCGGGAGCACAGUGAAGUUCUAUCAAAGCCAUUAUCUAAUGUCCUGUUCUCGGAUUUUGAAGAUGAUGACGAUUUAAGGAUAACAGAGUCUCAACCGUGCACUGUGCAGGAUCCUGGUGUGAAGGUCACAUCACAGGCACGAAAGAUUUCUGCUGGGAAACAAGGAAAGAAGUUUCACAGUAAAAGAGAAAUAUCAGAGGAGUGUCGUGUAGAUGAUGAUGCAGCUGCAGAAGAAACAGCUGAUUCUUUCUUGGCAAAGACUAUCCAGCACAUGGAGGACAAGAUGAGUGACGCUAGUGCUCAGGAAAAUGUCAUGGAUGAUGUGUCCAACGCUGAAGACAAUAUAGUAUCAGGUGCUUCUCAUGUCCAAAUACGAGUUUUUAAGGCAAAACUACGAAUUAUGCAAGAAGAACUGGAUCAGCGGUCAUGUGAAUAUUAUAAGAAGGAUGACGAAAAUGCUAAACUUAGUGCAAGAAUUAAGGAGCUUGAGGAGGAUCGAGCCAAACUUCAGAAAAACACAAACAUCUUGCAAACACAAAUUGAAAAGCACAGAGGUCUCGCUGAAGACUCUGCAAAAAAAAGUGAUGGUCUACAGCUGCAAGUGUCUGCUUUACAUAAGGAAAUAGAUAAUUUGAAUAGAUCCCAAAAACAAGCGGCAGCUGUGCACAACACUGUGGAGGUUCGUUUGAAUAGAGCAUUGGAGGAGGUGGAGAGGUUAAAGACUCAACUCAACCAAGCAAAACAGAUGAACAAGGACAAGAUAAGUGAGGAACAGCAGAGUAAAGAAAACUUACUUGCUGAAAAUAACACUCUUAAGAAACAGAAAGCAGAACUCAUUGUGGGUUUCAAGAAACAGCUCAAGUUGAUUGACAUUCUCAAAAAACAAAAGAUGCACUUUGAAGCUGCCAAGUUGCUGUCCUUCACAGAAGACGAGUUCAUGAAAGCUCUUGACUGGGGGAAGUCAUAAAUUCAAAGAUUUUCAAGACAAAAGGGUGCAUUGCUCCUUUUUUAAAAAGAUAAUUCUGUCUGUUUUGAAGUUACAAACUUAAGUUUAAAGUAUCUCAGAAUUUGACUGCAUAUUUUAAAAAUUGAGAAUUUGAAUUUAGUAUUUAAAUUUAGUCGUAGUUUCUUAAACACGAUCAGACUCUGUGGCCAGGUCUUUUGUUAGCAGAUUUUAGUGAAUGUACUGUCAAUAUAUUCCAAAUAAAAGCAUGAGUUUUCUUUUUUA
Melanotaenia boesemani (Boeseman's rainbowfish) is the source of this 1492-nucleotide messenger RNA. RefSeq names its product testis expressed 9 (gene tex9). Bases 23 to 1231 code for a protein of 402 amino acids. The record is from RefSeq and is a predicted model, not a curated record. The transcript has 12 exons. NCBI's taxonomy places the organism in Eukaryota, Metazoa, Chordata, Actinopteri, Atheriniformes, Melanotaeniidae.